CAUCACAUGGAUUACUCUUUAAAUUGGUUGAUAUUAAAGACCGUUGUGACAUUUUUCGAUCCAACGGUCCAAUUGAUCACAUACAGGUUUAAAAAAACUAACUUCCCUUUUCUUUCUUCCUUUCAUCAGUUUCUGCGCUCUCUCUCUGUCUUCUUCCCCUUUCUUUGUUCUUAGCAUCUCCCACCAACGAAUACGUGUUUAUAAACAUUAUGCAGAGACUGAUUCAAGACCGAAACAACCACCUCCCUUAUGAUGGAACUCUGGCCUGUGGAAAGAUUAGUGUCUCAAAUGCACAAAAGAAGAAUAAAGACAUAUCAAAAUCCAAGAAAUCUGUAAGGAAAAUCUUGGGUGAUCUUACAAACUCGAAGAACCCACAUUCACAAGUUUCUUCUUUCAAACAAGGCAAGAAAGUUGUUGUUCCAAAAGUUUCUGAAAAAUUGCAAACAGGGGGUAGAAAAGCUCUCACAGAUAUCUCAAAUUCAGUGAAGAUAGAUGAAUCUUGUAACUCUUUUGAUGAACAUGAUGAAGGCUUUAUGCAUAAUCAUGAAGAAUGCAUAAAAGCAAAGAAGAGAGAAGAAGUCAUGGAUUUGGAUUGUUUUUGGAAAACAAUUGGAAGGAGUGAUAUUAAGUUGGCUCCACCCCUGUCUCAUUUCUCAAAUUCAUUCAAGUUGGAUGAUCGAGAUACCUGGCUGGAGGAAUUUAUGGAAAUACCCGAAAGUCCUGAAAGACCAAAAUCUCGAGAUUGUUCUUAUUAUUAUAAGCAAUUGGAAGAGGAAGAAGAUGAGAGGUAUUUAGAUUCAUUGAUGAUUCAGUCUCCUGAUUUCAAAUUAAUGGUGUCUCCUUGAGGCAUUUGGAGGAUGAUGAAGAAAUGCUUUUUGCUGAAUUCUUCUUUGUUGUUAAUACGUCUGGUCUAGAUUUGAAUGGUCAAUCAACUGAUUGUUGUUGUUGUUGUCCCCCAUUAUGUUUGUUUGAAUCUUAUGAAAACUUUGUUUGCUCUUAAUAGAUAGUUUUUAAAAGAAGGUGGAUGUUUUGACUUGUGAA
This is a messenger RNA of Impatiens glandulifera, 1041 nucleotides long. RefSeq lists its product as uncharacterized. NCBI's taxonomy places the organism in Eukaryota, Viridiplantae, Streptophyta, Magnoliopsida, Ericales, Balsaminaceae. The record is from RefSeq and is a predicted model, not a curated record. The transcript is spliced from 5 exons. Gene Ontology annotation, biological process: regulation of mitotic cell cycle. The coding region runs from base 210 to 845 and encodes 211 amino acids.